Molecule: messenger RNA, 2625 nt
Organism: Cynoglossus semilaevis (tongue sole)
Lineage: Eukaryota; Metazoa; Chordata; Actinopteri; Pleuronectiformes; Cynoglossidae
Gene: hsp90aa1.1
Product: heat shock protein 90, alpha (cytosolic), class A member 1, tandem duplicate 1
Exons: 11
Coding region: 184-2358 (724 amino acids)
Biological process (GO): protein folding
Molecular function (GO): ATP binding; ATP hydrolysis activity; ATP-dependent protein folding chaperone
Source: RefSeq, a predicted model, not a curated record
AAGUAUAAAAAGACACCGGCAUGUCAUAAGGUCUGCACACAGUCUAAAGACACUCACAGGAUCACACCACAGGAAAACCCACAGGAGCAGCCUAGCACACUUUUGGGCCUCUUCAUCAAGGGAAGACAAGCUCAGUGAUAUAUUUGGCAACUUUCAACCCAGGAUACAAAAUACACAAUUAAGAUGCCUGAGAACGCCGGCCCAGUUAUGGAGGAAGAAGUGGAGACCUUUGCCUUCCAGGCUGAGAUUGCUCAGCUUAUGUCUCUUAUUAUCAACACUUUCUACUCAAACAAAGAGAUCUUCCUCAGAGAGCUUAUCUCUAACUCCUCAGAUGCCUUGGACAAAAUCAGAUAUGAAAGCUUGACAGACCCCAGCAGACUUGAGUCAUGCAAGGAUCUAAAGAUCGAAAUCAUGCCAGAUCUGCACGCUCGCACUCUGACCCUUAUUGACACCGGUAUCGGCAUGACCAAGGCUGACCUGAUUAAUAAUCUGGGAACAAUUGCCAAAUCUGGAACCAAGGCUUUCAUGGAGGCUCUUCAGGCUGGAGCUGACAUUUCCAUGAUUGGUCAGUUCGGUGUGGGUUUCUACUCUGCCUACCUUGUGGCUGAGAAGGUAACUGUCAUCACUAAACACAAUGAUGAUGAACAGUAUGUGUGGGAGUCUGCAGCAGGAGGCUCAUUCACCGUCAAACCUGACACAGGAGAACCUAUUGGCAGAGGCACAAAAGUCAUCCUUCAUCUCAAGGAGGACCAAACAGAGUACUGUGAGGAAAAACGCGUCAAAGAAGUUGUUAAGAAGCACUCACAGUUUAUUGGCUACCCCAUUACACUUUAUGUGGAGAAGACAAGGGAAAAAGAGGUAGACCUGGAGGAGGGAGAAAAAGAAGAGGAGGUUGAGAAAGAGGCCACUGAGGACAAGGACAAACCAAAGAUUGAAGAUGUUGGCUCCGAUGAGGAUGAAGAUUCAAAGGAUGGCAAGAACAAGAGGAAGAAGAAGGUCAAGGAGAAGUACAUGGAUGCUCAGGAGCUGAACAAGACUAAGCCCAUUUGGACCCGUAACCCAGAUGACAUCACCAAUGAAGAAUAUGGAGAAUUCUACAAGAGUCUCACCAAUGACUGGGAGGAUCACCUGGCUGUCAAGCAUUUCUCAGUGGAGGGUCAGCUGGAAUUCCGUGCCUUGCUCUUUGUUCCUAGAAGAGCUGCAUUUGACCUUUUUGAAAACAAGAAAAAGAGAAACAACAUCAAGCUUUACGUACGCCGUGUCUUCAUCAUGGACAACUGUGAGGAACUGAUUCCAGAGUACCUCAAUUUCAUCAAGGGAGUGGUGGACUCUGAGGAUCUGCCUCUAAACAUCUCCAGAGAAAUGCUACAGCAGAGCAAGAUCCUGAAGGUCAUCCGCAAGAACCUGGUCAAGAAAUGUCUGGAGCUUUUCACUGAAUUGGCUGAGGACAAGGACAACUACAAGAAGUGCUACGAGCAAUUCUCAAAGAACAUAAAGCUUGGCAUCCAUGAAGAUUCACAGAACAGAAAGAAGCUCUCUGAGCUGCUGCGUUACUACACCUCUGCCUCUGGAGAUGAGAUGAUUUCCCUGAAGGACUAUGUUUCUCGCAUGAAAGAAAACCAGAAACACAUUUAUUACAUCACAGGUGAGACUAAGGAGCAGGUGGCUAACUCCGCCUUUGUUGAGCGUCUUCGCAAAGCCGGCUUGGAAGUCAUCUACAUGAUUGAGCCAAUUGAUGAGUACUGUGUACAGCAGCUGAAGGAGUAUGACGGCAAGAACCUGGUUUCAGUGACCAAGGAAGGAUUGGAAUUGCCUGAAGAUGAGGAUGAGAAAAAGAAGCAAGAGGAGCUCAAAAAUAAGUUUGAGGACCUUUGCAAGAUCAUGAAAGACAUUCUUGACAAAAAGAUUGAAAAGGUCACUGUAUCCAACCGCCUGGUUUCUUCACCCUGCUGCAUUGUCACUAGCACCUAUGGGUGGACAGCCAACAUGGAGAGAAUCAUGAAGUCUCAAGCCUUGAGAGAUAACUCCACAAUGGGCUACAUGACAGCUAAGAAGCACCUUGAGAUCAACCCCAUGCAUCCAAUUGUUGAGACCCUGAGAGUUAAGGCAGAGGUUGACAAGAACGACAAAGCUGUUAAGGACCUGGUCAUUCUCCUGUUUGAGACUGCCCUGCUGUCUUCAGGAUUCACACUGGAAGACCCCCAGACACAUGCCAACCGUAUCUACAGAAUGAUCAAGCUUGGUCUUGGUAUUGAUGAUGAUGACUCCGCUGUUGAAGACCUGAUUCAGCCUGCUGAUGAGGACAUGCCAGUCCUGGAAGGCGAUGAUGACACUUCAAGAAUGGAGGAAGUUGACUAAAUGCUUUCUGCCUUCUAUUUCUCUCGUUUGUUUGUUUUGUUAAGUUAUUUAGCUUUAUCAAACAAUUCAUUCUUACAAAUAAUUCAGUUCAUAACUUCCCUAAACGCAGAACAUUGUGGUUAACACAUUAUUUCAGUUGCUUAUUUGUAUUACUGAGAACCACUUAGAGUAUUAUGAAGUUACAGGUAAUUUGACUUGUGUCUUUUUUGUAACUGACUUUUUUAAUGAAAUGCAUUCAUAUUUCUAAUAAAUCACUUUUGGAAAUAA